UGACCUCUCGAGCAGUUCGAGCGCCCAUAGCACAGCUCAGCGUCCCGCAGCGGUGCUUGCACUUGUUGGCAACUCCAAAGAUGAAUCUGUAGCUUAGAUAUCCCAUCUUGACACAACCAUGGCAGCUACCUCGGGCAUCGGUCUUUCUGCAGAAUUAACUCGAGCUUUCUCUGCCGCUGUAGAGACGCAGAACAUCCGCUUCAUAAAGGUCGUCAUCCGGAAUGAAUCACUUGUACCAGUCACCUCAGUAGAUGUUACUGGAUCUCUAGAGGAGGACCUUGCAUUGCUUGACUCCCGUCUGGCGGAGAAUGACCCAUGUUACAUCCUCGCACGCCUGGACGAUCCGUCUUCCGAAUGGCUUCUGAUCAGUUAUGUUCCCGAUAGUGCCAAAGUUAGAGAUAAAAUGCUCUACGCCUCUACGCGUAACUCCCUGUCCAAGUCCCUCGGAUCCACCGUAUUUACUGACAGUCUCUUCGCAACCUCGAAGGCAGAUGUUACCCCGGAGGGUUAUGCCGCGCAUAAACGACACCAGGCUGCUCCACAACCUUUGAGUGCCAGGGAGCAGGAAAUGGCCGAUAUCAAGGCCGCUGAGAGACAAGCAGCAGGUAAUGUGUAUGAAGGCAGCAGAGCCCGACAAAAUCACCUUGGUGACGGCAAGGUCGUGGUUUUGCAAAUUGAGUUGUCGACCGAAACGCUCAUUCUCCACUCGAGUUCAGAAGCUCAGGUUAAUACAUUGAGCUCUUUGAUACCUGCCUCUGAGCCCUCUUUCACGCUCUAUGCCUGGUCACAUUCCUACUCGGCCACGAAACGCGACAUUAUAUUCAUUUAUUCUUGCCCAAGCGCCUCACCCAUCAAAUAUCGAAUGAUGUACUCCUCGGGCGCCCUGCAGAUAUUCAGGGAAGUAAAGGACAUUCCUGGAAACCACACCGAGCUUCUUGCUUGCACCCAAGAAACUUGAGACCUCAGACCCUUCCGAACUAACAGAACGGUAUUUCAUGCAAGAGUUAGGCUUUAGUAGUGGGCCAGUAGAUGAUACCCACAACUCAGCGACGCAGAGGAACGCCUUUGCCCGGCCCAGAGGGCCUGCCCGAAGACGCUGACGACGGAUGUCUGAGUAGCUUCCAUAUCGCUGUUUUCCUACUUAGCGCGACUCGUUGCUUGGACU
Messenger RNA from Pisolithus orientalis, 1165 nucleotides. RefSeq lists its product as uncharacterized. The transcript is spliced from 7 exons. The coding region runs from base 119 to 958 and encodes 279 amino acids. NCBI's taxonomy places the organism in Eukaryota, Fungi, Basidiomycota, Agaricomycetes, Boletales, Pisolithaceae. Gene Ontology annotation, cellular component: actin filament; cytoplasm. The record is from RefSeq and is a predicted model, not a curated record. Gene Ontology annotation, biological process: actin filament depolymerization; barbed-end actin filament capping. Gene Ontology annotation, molecular function: actin monomer binding; actin filament binding.